AUGAGAAUGGCCAAAUCUCUGUUAGUGACGGCCAAGGUAAACCUAUCUAAUGUUCAUGAAAACAUGUACGUAUCGAGAAGUGAAGGAUGGAUCAUUGCCAAUUCAGUCUGUUCAGGUGGAAGUUACACCUGCUACAUCGUCCUGUUCGCCAUAUUUCCCAUUUUCUCCACAAAUACCUAGGAAGGAUCUGCUUUCUUCCUGCAUUUCAUGAUGAUUAUUGUUUAUGAUAACUUCGUCCGACUCAGUUCUAAAUCAUCUACUGUCUCGAUUCUAUAGAGUUUGUUCCUUCCUUAGAUAAACUUCUUAAUUUUC
Cylicocyclus nassatus is the source of this 312-nucleotide messenger RNA. The record is from the annotation of a GenBank genome assembly. Lineage: Eukaryota; Metazoa; Nematoda; Chromadorea; Rhabditida; Strongylidae.